UGAAAAUUCCACUUCUUCAUGGUAUCGGAGCCUAACUAAAACCCUAAAAUCUUUUCCCCAGUUUCGGCCCUUUCUCUAACGCCGAACAACACCAGCGCCGCCGCAUCCCUUCUUCAUCACCCACGGCUGGCAGCUCUCUCCCUCUCCUACAAUGGCUGAAAGUGAAAUCACCUCUCAAUCCUCCACCCAAAAAUCUCCACAUCUGGCUUUCUCCGUCUCCAACGUCAAACUCCAUGUUCCAAUUCAACUCAGUUUUUCUCAACCAAACUAUAAAAAAUGGAGCCGCCUGUUUCUUCUUCUUGCACGACGGUUCAACCUUCAAGGUUACCUCAACGGCUCUAUUGCUCCCGUCUCUGACGACGACGACGAAUGGUUUCAACUCGACGCCAUCCUCCAAGGGUGGAUUCUCUCCACCAUCUCUGAUGAGGUUUCUGAUCUAGUUCUUUCCUCUAUUUCAACUGCUUCUGCUCUUUGGACGGUGAUUCAUGCCUUGUUUCAUGAUAACAAACAUGCUCGUGCCAUGCAACUCGAGCACCAAUUUCGUACCACCGUUAAAGGAUCCACACCCAUGGCCACGUAUUGCCAAGAACUCAGGAAUAUUGCAGAUUGGUUGGACGACGUCGACGCUCCCGUAUCAGAACACCAGUUGGUUCUCCAGAUGCUACGAGGAUUGCCGGACGACCUGCAAGCUCAAACCUCGUUUCUUCAAUUCCAAGAUCCCAUGCCGAGCUUUCUCUAGGUCCGAUCGGCCCUCCUCCUACUCGAUCGGCACCGGACUCCCCUGGGCGGAACUAGUGGCACAGCGCUGCUGGCAGCCCUAUAGCCGCUGCACCCCCACUCUCAGAUUUGUCAUCGCGCGCAUGCCACGCCGCCCACCUCCAUUUGUCUCCCUCAAAGCCUUUGAUUUCAAAAAAUGUGGCACUGCAGUCAAAAAUAGUGCAAAGUGUGAUGGUGGUGUCAAUGGUUAUGGAUGGCUACUCAAUUU
Molecule: messenger RNA, 985 nt
Organism: Cuscuta campestris
Lineage: Eukaryota; Viridiplantae; Streptophyta; Magnoliopsida; Solanales; Convolvulaceae
Source: the annotation of a GenBank genome assembly